Messenger RNA from Lagenorhynchus albirostris (white-beaked dolphin), 2016 nucleotides. RefSeq names its product KRAB box domain containing 4 (gene KRABD4). NCBI's taxonomy places the organism in Eukaryota, Metazoa, Chordata, Mammalia, Artiodactyla, Delphinidae. Gene Ontology annotation, biological process: regulation of DNA-templated transcription. The record is from RefSeq and is a predicted model, not a curated record. The transcript has 9 exons. The coding region runs from base 248 to 907 and encodes 219 amino acids.
CGCACGCUCUCGUCGCUCCAUCUAACCUCAGAGGGAACCACGUCAGAAUCCUUUGUCCCCGAAAGGCGCCGUGUUGCCCAUUGGCUGUGUUGCACCCCCGCCCCCAAAGCCCGCUCCUGCGCGUGCACAGCGCUCGGGCUCCCGGGGCGACGCCGAGCGGAAGUGCCCUGCUGACCCCGAGGGCGGUGCGAGUUGACGCUUCCGGUUGUUAUCUGCCCUGAGACUUCAGUAAAUGAUAUUGUGAAAAAUGAAAAAAAUGCAAGUAAAUAAAAGAGGAAAGGUGGAGUUACCACUGGAAGAUCUCCAUCCUUUGUCAGGGCGGAGCCACAUGGCCGUGUCCCAGGAAACGUUGACCUUCAGGGAUGUGUUUGUGGACUUCACCCUGGAGGAGUGGCAGCAGCUGGACGCCACUCAGAAGAACCUCUGCAAGGAUGUCAUGCUGGAGAACUACAGCCACCUUGUCUCCGUGGGAUUCCUCGUGGCCCAACCAGGUAGGACCUUCAGGUUGGGACAAGGAGAAGAGGAGGCCAGGAUGGCAGCUGGAGAAAGCCCAACACGGAGGUGUCCAGAUCUCCAUCCUUUGUCAGGGCAGAGCCAGAUGGCCAUGUCCCAGGAAACGUUGACCUUCAGGGAUGUGUUUGUGGACUUCACCCUGGAGGAGUGGCAGCAGCUGGACGCCACUCAGAAGAACCUCUGCAAGGAUGUCAUGCUGGAGAACUACAGCCACCUUGUCUCCGUGGGAUUCCUCGUGGCCCAACCAGGUAGGACCUUCAGGUUGGGACAAGGAGAAGAGGAGGCCAGGAUGGCAGCUGGAGAAAGCCCAACACGGAGGUGUCUAGGGGGCUCGAGUUCGAUCCCUGGUCAGAGAACUAAGAUCCUGCAAGCCAGCUGGUACGGCGAAAAAUAAAAAAAAAAAAGGCAAGAUUCAAAGAGAGAAGUCUGAGGGCAAAUGCUUCAUUAAAAAGUGAGGGUCCCUUGCUGAGUUCCCAGACCUGAGCCAAAUUUUAGAUCUGGAACCAAUUGUCUAGAGAGGUGCCCAUGUCCCUUAUAGGAAGAACCCUACAACAUUGUAGCAAACAUAAAAUACUUACCUUAGUCCCUUUCCGAGGGAACCUAUGGCCAUUUAUCUGGGUGACUAUGGUCAUUGGGGAAAAGGGAAUAUUUUUAGGACUAUUGGACACAGCUUUCUGAGUUGACAUUAAUACCCAGAUAUGCAAAGCAUCACCAUGGCCCUCCUGUUAAGAGUGGGGGCUUACUGGGUACAGGUGUUACACUGAGUCCUCGCUUAAACCUGAUUCACAGUGGCCCACUGCACAUGCAGACCCAUCCAGUGGUGAUUUCCUCAGUCUUCUAGUGUAUAAUUGGAAUUCAUAUACUUAUCAGUUGGACCAUUUACUACCUCUCUCCUCACCUGUAAAGUUUGUUAGCUGAUAAUUUAUGUAACAGUAUUCAGUGGUUACAGUGUAAAGAACUAUGGAGAUAACUUAUUUUUACCCAAAAAAAUCACAUACAGAUAUUACAAUCACAGGAUACCCAUUUUUAAGAUGCAAAACAUAUACUCAAAACCAUACACUCAGACAACCACAUGGAAAAGGAAUAGGGAAUAUAUAGACAUAUGUGAAAAUGGGGUCAUUUUAAGAAGAGAAUUGUGUCACAUAUUAAAGACAAAGCUGAAUGGGAAAAUGGAUUGGAAGACAGAAUCUACUAUGCACAAGAUCAUUUUAUGGGUAGUUUCUGCAGACGACAUUUAAAAAAUUAAAAACUCAAUAAUCCUACCACCCAAACGAUAAUCUGGAUAAUCUGCUUAAUAAUUUGUUGUAUUUCCUUCCGAGCUUUUUGUUCUGUGUCUACCUAUACACACACACCUACAACAGAUACAAAUAUAAAACAAAUAUAUUUGUAUACAUAUAUAUGUGCAAAUAAUUUUACUCAGCAUAAAACUGCUACUUUUCUGCCAUCCAGAGUCACUGAUAUAAUGGUGCAUUAUCCAUCCUUGAUGUAUUUUUUUAUAAUGUA